Messenger RNA from Phyllostomus hastatus (greater spear-nosed bat), 1146 nucleotides. Its product is annotated as patr class I histocompatibility antigen, A-126 alpha chain-like. Gene Ontology annotation, cellular component: external side of plasma membrane. The transcript has 7 exons. Gene Ontology annotation, biological process: immune response; antigen processing and presentation of endogenous peptide antigen via MHC class I via ER pathway, TAP-independent; positive regulation of T cell mediated cytotoxicity. Gene Ontology annotation, molecular function: signaling receptor binding; peptide antigen binding. Bases 1 to 1041 code for a protein of 346 amino acids. The record is from RefSeq and is a predicted model, not a curated record. NCBI's taxonomy places the organism in Eukaryota, Metazoa, Chordata, Mammalia, Chiroptera, Phyllostomidae.
AUGGGGCCCGGACCUCUGUUCCUGCUGCUCUUGGGGGCCCUGGCCCUGAUGGAGACCUGGGCAGGCCCACACACCCUGAGACAUUUCAGCACCUCAGUGUCUGGACUCGGGAAGUUCCAGCACAUUGGGGUUGGCUACGUGGACGACACGGAGGUCACGUGGUUCGACAGCGACGUCCCAAACCCGAGGGUGCAGCCACGGGUGCCGUGGAAGGAGCAGCCCUGGGUGCAGAUGGAGGAUCCAGAUUUUGGGGAGGAGCAGACGCAGCUCUGCAAGCAGUGUGCACUGGUUUCCCGAGCAAGGAUGAAAAAACUGCGUGCCUACUACAACCAGAGCGAGGAAGGGUUUCACACCUUGCAGGUUACUUUUGGCUGCAUUGUGGGGUCGGACCUGGGCUUCCUCAGCGCCUAUGGUAACACCGCAUACGACGGCACCGAAACCUUCGCCCUGAACUUGGACCUGACUUCCACCACCGAAGCUAACAAGACCACCCAGAUCACCAUUCGGCGCAAUUUGUUGCAUGAAGAGGGCGUGCAGGGAUGGAGGGACUAUCUGGAGUACACGUGUCUACGCUGGCUCCGCUUGUUCCUGAAGAAGGGGAAGAAGACGCUGCUACGAGCAGACCCUACAAAGACACACCUGACCCACCACCCCAUCUCUGACCAUGAGGUCACCCUGAGGUGCUGGGCCCUGGGCUUCUACCCUGCGGACAUCACCCUGACCUGGCAGUGUGAUGGGGAGGACCUGACCCAGGACAUGGAGCUUGUGGAGACCAGGCCUGCAGGGGAUGGGACCUUCCAGAAGUGGGCAGCUGUGGCCGUGCCCCCUGGAGAGGAGCAGAGAUACACGUGCCAUGUGCAGCACCAGGCGCUGCCUGAGCCCCUGAUCCUGAGAUGGGACCCCCCUUCUCAGACCACCAUCACCAUCGUGGGCAUUGCUGCUGCCCUGGGUCUCCUUGGAGCUGCAGCUGCUGGAGCUGUGCUGUGGAGGAGGAAGUGCUCAGGCACAGAGAGGGAGAGCUACACUCAGGCUGCCUUGUGACAGAGCUGCCUUGUAGGGGACUUGAUGCUAAAAUAGUCAUUGCAGCCUCCCCUUGGGACUUUAAGGAUCCCUGACUACUUUUUCUGCAACCCACAUCAGAAUGUG